Molecule: messenger RNA, 949 nt
Organism: Paramecium sonneborni
Lineage: Eukaryota; Ciliophora; Oligohymenophorea; Peniculida; Parameciidae
Source: the annotation of a GenBank genome assembly
UUUUAUAUAAAUUUAAUGCAAGACCCAGAGCUUUAUGUUAGAAACUUCUAAGAAGAAUUUAGCUAAAAAAAUAAACGUAAAUAACCUAUUCUCUAUCCUGAUGAUCAACGAUUACAUGAGCGUCCAAGAGUUAGAAAGAUUGAACCUCCCUCUUAGAUUAUCAGUCAAUCAUUACUUAAGAAUCAUAGUUAUGUGUAUUAUUAAUUAUAUUAUCUAGUCCGGAUCCACUCAAAAAUUUUACGAAACCGCUUAUCAAUUAUUCAAUCAUUAGUCCAUCUGGAAGAGAUCCAUAGCGUUACAAUCAUAAUUUUACAUAUCUAGCACAAGAUAAUAUCUUUCGAAAAGAACCCUUCAAUUAAAUCUAAAAAGAUUAUGCUCCUCAAAGACAUACUCAAUAAUCCAAUGAAUAAAGAAUUAAUUAUUAAAAUGUAGGUAAUAUGCUUAUUAGUGGUGAUACAUAACCAUAAUAACAAUCUCAAACAUAAAAUCAACAAAUGACAUAAUCCUAAUAUGCAAAUCCUCAAUAACAAUAAGUUUAUUAAUACUAAUAGGAAUAAUAAUAAUUGUAGUUAUAAUAAUAAUAAUAGCAAUAAUAAUAAUAGUAAUAAUAAUAAUAAUAAUAAUAAUAAUAAUAAUAACAAUAAUAACAAUAAUAAUAAUAAUAAUUAUUACAAUAAUAAUAACAGCCACUAUCAUAAUCAUAGUUACCAAAAUAACAAAAUUAAUAAUCAUAACAUCAUUAAUCACAAUAAUAUUAAUAGUAUUAAGUACCAGUAUAAAACAAUCUAAAAACCUAAUAAUAUAAUCUUUAUUAAGCAGGAACACCAAAUACAUAUAAAUUAAAAAGUGAUGGCAAUUAUUAGCCUUUCAAUUAUUAUGGGUAUGUAAUUCUCUCAAUUUAUUUAGUUCAAGAGCUUUAAAAAACUUAGAUAGCACACAAAUAUAUUGA